Juglans microcarpa x Juglans regia is the source of this 1852-nucleotide messenger RNA. RefSeq names its product NAC domain containing protein 50-like. Lineage: Eukaryota; Viridiplantae; Streptophyta; Magnoliopsida; Fagales; Juglandaceae. The record is from RefSeq and is a predicted model, not a curated record. Gene Ontology annotation, molecular function: DNA binding. Gene Ontology annotation, biological process: regulation of DNA-templated transcription. The coding region runs from base 122 to 1585 and encodes 487 amino acids. The transcript is spliced from 4 exons.
AGGAAAAUAACAUUGUGCCUUGUAAUCGAAGGUACAUCGUUUCUUCAGCCUUGCUCAAAGGCAUCGUCCUCCCUCCCAACCCCGAAACCCUAGUCAUCAUUCCCUACCAGAAAUCUCGACGAUGGGCCGUGACACGCUGGCACUACCAGCAACACCCUCAACAGCGCCGACUGCGCUGGCACCGGGCUUCAGAUUUCAUCCGACAGACGAGGAGUUGGUCAUAUACUACCUGAAACGCAAGGUCGACGGCAAACCCUUCCGAAUCAAUGCCAUAUCCGAGGUCGAUAUCUACAAAAGCGAGCCUUGGGACCUAGCAGAUAAGUCGGGUUUGAAGACCAGGGAUCAAGAGUGGUACUUUUUUAGUGCAUUAGAUAAGAAGUAUGGCAAUGGGGCGAGAAUGAACAGGGCUACAAGCGAAGGUUACUGGAAGGCGACGGGGAAGGACCGUCUGGUCCAUCACGGAUCUAGGAAGGUCGGGCUGAAGAAAACUUUGGUUUUUCACAAUGGGCGAGCUCCCGGUGGGAUGAGGACCAAUUGGGUAAUGCAUGAGUACAGGCUUGCUGAUGAAGAACUGAAGAAAGCUCAGGAUGCGUAUGUGCUGUGUAGAGUUUUUCUUAAGAAAAAUAUAGGGCCACCAAAUAGCCAUCGAUAUGCACCUUUUAUUGAAGAGGACUGGGAUGAUGGUACACCAGCUUUUCUUUCGGGGAAAGAAGCCAGAAAUGAAUUGGUAGCUGGCCACGAUGCACGUGCUGAAGGGGAUGACCACGAUGCACGUGUGGAAGGGGAUGACCAUGAUGCACGUGCUGAAGGGCAUGACCACGAUGCACGUGCUGAAGAGGCAAGCCAUGAUGCAUGUGCUGAAAAAGCUGGCCAUGGUGCAUUUGUUGAAGGGAAUGGCCAUUGUGCAUUUGUCGAGAAUAAUUAUGAUGAAUGUGUUGAGAACUGUCAGGAUUCAUUUGUUGAAGGGAAUAGCGUUGAACAGGAUACUCAGUCCAUUAAUGAGGCUCCUCUUAGGGCUAAUGAAGUCCCAAGGGACUCUCAAAAUGCUUUGGUCGUCUGCAAGUGUGAGAAAACUGAUGAUUGUCGUUUGCCCUACAUGGAUAAUCAAAGACCCUUCCCCCUGAUCAAAUAUAAAAGAAGGCGUCAUUACGAACUGAAUUCUAACCAUUCAAAUCCUUCAGAGACAUCACCUAGGAUGAGUCAGGAUCAUGGUUCCUCUACAACCACCACCGCAGCAACAACAUUGAUGACAACAACAAGCACCACCACCACCACCACAGCAACUACAAGAAAUUUUCUUUCUGCACUGGUGGAAUAUUCACUGUUAGAAUCUUUUGAACCCAAAGAUAGUCUUUCAGUUUCUCCUGAAUUUGAUCCUGCUAGUCUCGAUUCAUCCGUGCCUCCUAGCUGCUUGAAAUUUAUACAAGAUUUGCAAAAUGAGAUUCAUAAAAUUUCAGUAGAGAGGGAGACAUUGAAGUUUGAAAUGAUGAGUGCCCAAACCAUGAUUAACAUUCUUCAAUCUCGAAUCGAUCUUCUGAACAAGGAAAAUGAAGAUUUGAGGAAGAGUAACCGGGAUGUCAAGUGAACGGCGGUAGUGCGCGUGUAAUAUCAUCUCUUGUUAUGUUGUAUGAAUCUUCAGCUUCCAAUGUGGCCUUGUACCCCAAGUGAGUUGAUGUGAGAUUAUGUAAUCUUUUCCAGCGCAAGUUUUGAACUUCGUUGUAAGAAAAUCGAACUGAGUCUCUGUGAAACAGUUGAAAUGCUUUUCCCUAUUAAGUACUCGAUCCUACAGCUGAGGUUCACUGAAUAAAACUGGAUCAUGGGCCAACUUUUCCCUUGAUCGCUUGGCGUGAUA